AUGAUGACACGUCUUUCAACUCGUCCAGCACCCGGGAGAAUGACGGCUUGUCGGACGAGGAGUUUGUCGUGCGCGACUGGAAGAAACGAACGAAACGUCCUGCGUGGGGGGGGACCCCUACCAGCGGCCAAAAAGCCUCGUGCAACCCUGCCCAAGCAGGCCAAGCGUCCCCGUGCCCCCAAGAAGCCAGCACAGCCGGCUGCUGCCGCGAAGCCUGGGGGAGCAGCGGCAGUGGUGACAUCGACUCCACCGGAUCCCGAUUCUCUGUACGAUGCUGUCCGCAUUGGCAAAGCCGUCAUGCUGACCGUUGUGGACACAUGGGUCGACAGCUACAAGGAAGACCAGGACGAAGCCACACUGAGUCUAAUCAACUUCUUCAUCCAGAGCUCUGGCUGCAAAGGCCGCGUCACGAUGGGCAUGUAUCGCACAAUGGAGUAUGCGGACAUCAUCCGCAAGAUGACGGAGGGAUUCGACGAGGAGAGUGCGGAGUACCCACUCUCACAAACCGGGCUGCAGGCGAAGCGUUUCCGCGCAGUGCUGGCCGACUUUGUGCUCAUGCUGGUGCGGCAGAGCCGCAAUGGCCCACUGUAUGACCUCAAGGAGAUGCUGCUUGGGUUGCUCACCGGGCUCACCGACUCCCAGGUCCGCGCCUUCCGGCACACCGCCACCUUCUCCGCCCUGAAGCUGCAGACGGGGCUUGUGGAGGUGUCCUUGUCUCUAGCUGAGAGCUUGGAGAAUGCCUCGCGACAGCUGCAGGCUGAGCGCAGCAAGGAGCCCAGGCUCAGGGCCGUGGACAAGAUCGAGGGGCUGCUCAACACCAUCAAGCAGUUGAAUGAACAUCAGGAGGAUGUGGAGAAUAUGAUGCGUUCUAUUUUCAAGUCUGUCUUUGUACAUCGCUACCGGGAUUCGUUCCCAGAGAUCCGAGCCCUGUGCAUGGAGGAGAUUGGAGUGUGGAUGAAGGCCUACAGUGACGUUUUCCUCGAUGAUGGCUACCUCAAGUACAUUGGCUGGACUCUCAACGACAAGCAAGGGGAGGUGAGGUUGCGAUGCCUCUCCGCUCUCCAGGGCCUCUACGCGGAGAAGGAAUUCUUCCUGAAGCUGGAACUCUUCACAAAACGCUUCAAGGAGCGGAUUGUUUCAAUGGUGAAUGACAAGGAGUUGGAUGUGGCUGUCAAGGCCACACAAGUCCUUGUCAGCAUUCUCGAGAACAAUGAAGAAUCGCUGUCAGUGGAGGACUGUAAGAAUGUCUACAGCAUGGUGUUCUCCUUGCACCGGCAACUGGCCACAGCUGCCGGCGAAUUCCUCUACAAGAAGUUGCAGUCUCACAUCAGCAACAGCUAUGACGAUGAUGAGGACAUGGGCUCCCACAGCCGGAGGAAGACGGAGAAGAACACGGCUCUUCUGCGUAUGCUCGUUACCUUCUUGCUUGAGAGUGAAAUGCACCAACACGCGGCCUACGUGGUGGACAGCCUGUGGGAGCACGCACGGGAGGAGCUGCAUGACUGGGAGGCCAUGACGAGCCUCCUGCUGCCCACGCACAAAGCCAACAGCCCCAACGAGGGCCUCUCGGACAAAGAGGAGGCGGGCCUCAUCGACAUCAUGGUUUGCUGCGUGAAGCAGGCUGCCGAGGGCCUCCCGCCCAUUGGCCGCCUCUCCAGUCGCAAGACUCAGUCGGCCAAAGAGAAAAAGAACAAACAAGAUGAACAGAUGCGGCUCACGCAGCAUUUCAUCAUCGCCAUACCACAGCUUCUUGCCAAGUAUUCGGUGGAUGAAGAGAAUGUGGUGAAUUUGCUCCAAGUGCCGAUGUACUUCGACCUUGAGGUGUACACCAAUGGGAGACUGGAAAAGCACCUGGACACGCUGGUGCGCCAGGUGGGCGAGGUGGUGCAGAAGCACGUCUUGCCGGACGUGCUGGAUGGGUGCUCGCGCGCACUGGUCGCACUGGCCGCCCCCGACUCCUCCGUGCACUCGCGAGCCCUCGUGUCCGUGUCGAGCCUCGUGGACCUCCUCGUUGACCGCUUUGCUCACGCCCUGCCCGCAUUCAUGGAGCAGGAUUAUGACGCGGAUGGCAGCGUCUCCUACGACUUGCUGUCUGUGCUGAAGAGACUGACCUCAUUCUACAACGGUCACGACCUGACCAGACUGGACGUACACGAGGGCUGUCUGACUCUCAUCAAGCAUGCGGACAAGGGAGGGGAUGUCCCUGAUCAGAUUUUAAUGUACGCCACUAAGUGCGUGCAUUACAGCCUGUUCUGGAGGCUGUCCGCUCUUUCAGAAGACCAACCAGAUAAGAAGGAGGUUGUCUCCCUGCGCAGGAGCCUGAGGUCGUUUUUGCAGUUGUGCAACAAGUUGCUCAUCGGAGUCGGUCUGGCUUUGAAAGAGCAGGUGUUCCUGCUGCUGUGUGACACACUGCUCGUGUUUGGCCACUCGGUGGCGGAGCAGGGCCGCCACGCUCUGCUCCCCCUCGUGGUCCAGGCCGAGCCUGAGCUGCAGGCCGAGAUGGGCAGCUUCAUCAUCGAGCACAUCUUCUCCACCGACGAGAACAUUUUUGAUCAGCAAGAGGACAUGCAGAAUAUCGAGGUGCUUCACAAGCGGAGGUGUCUGCUCGCCGCUUACUGCAAGCUGCUGGUGUAUGGAGCCAUAGACAUGCGCGCCGGCGUUGACAUCUUCCGCCGAUACGUGGAGUUCUACAUCAACUACGGGGACAUCAUCAAGGAGACGCUGAGUCGCUUGAGGCAGAUCGACCUGAUGGAGUAUGCCCACACGCUCGCCCUCACGCUCAAGCAGAUGUUCACGGUGACGCUGGAGGAGACGUCAAACCUGGUUCCCGUCAAGGAGCUGGCGCGUCGCUUCUCGCUGACGUUUGGGAUGGACGCUGUUCGCUCGCGGCACGCCAUAGCUGCCCUGCACAAGAACGGCAUAGACUUUGCAUUCGAAGCGCGGAAGCUGGGCAAUGCUCCGCCGAACAUCCUCUUCCUGGAGGUGCUGUGCGAGUUCUCCCCAAAGCUCCUCUCUCAGGACAAGAAAACACUCUGCGGGUACAUGGAGAGCUACAAGCCGCCCACGCGUAGGAGCGUGUUGGACUCGGAGUGGCAGCCUGUGUUCACCUACCGCAACUCUCUGACCGCCUCCGCUCAGCCAGAUGGUCCUGUUGGCACCCCGGCGACUGAUGCCAGCGCCGGACGCAGGAUCCGCACAAGACACGGCAGUGCCAACAUCUCCGUGUCUACGGAGGCCUCAGGCCUCGAGUGGGGUGCCCGCACCCCCAUCGCGACCCCGGCGACACCGCAGCUCACCUCCACGGUGCUGAGGGGGGGAGAAGGGGUCGCCAUGGCGACCGCGCGGCGUGGCAAUGUGAGCAGCAGAGGCUCCAUGUCGGCUGGGUCCAUGGGAAAUGUCUACACUCGCUCGAGGGGCCACAGUUUGAUAUCUGAGGUAACGAAGGAGGCUUCCGAUGAGGAUGAGGAUGACGAUGACGAGGACAACACGAAAGCGGAUAAACUCAUCAGCGGGUUUACAUCACGCGGAAGUCAACUUCUGAGCAACCCAGAGGAAGCUAUGGACACAGAUGUGGAUUUCAGCACCCCCUUCUUCUGAUCUGUCACUAAGUUCUGCCAUGAAGGCCUGUGAAGACCUACGCACCCUCGUCCACAUGGAGCAACUGAUCUUUUAGAAUAUUGGUUCGGCACUUCGUUUUCAUUCUGCCUCUCAACACCGUGUUCACAUGAGCACUCGGGGGGGGGGGAGAGGCUAAGAAUAUGACAUCUCACUGUGGCACCCCAGCCCUUUUGUUUAACAAGCGACACUCAUAAUGGCCACCAUGGACACACUCUAGUCAACAGCAGUCUGCCUGCGACCGUGCAGGAAUUUCAUACACAUUUAUAAUGGCCGUGUUGGUGACACUGAAUCAACACCGCUGAAAUUCUGGGUUCAAGCCCUAGGUCUGGACGUUUCUUUCCUUGGGGGUUUGCUUCAGAAACUUUGCAGUCCUAAGCAGCCUGCACCUGCUAAGUGUGUAACUCGUCACUGCCGUAGCUAUUCCAUUCAAGAAUAGAUUGGUUUUUUUUUGUCUUAUUUUGACCAUCUCGUUUGUAUAUUUAAUAUUUUUGUUUUGAGUCUAACUUGUACAGUUUUGUUUGCCCUCCAUUUGCCUUAAUGUAGCGUUGUCGUAUUGGUCGCUUAUAAUUGCUAGAGUAAAUUGUAAACAAUCGCGUUCUGUGGUAUGACGUUAGCAUGUCAUGUACUCACAAAUCGGACCUCUCAUUACUGUUCAUUGUGCAGUGGAAAAUGUAAAAGAAUAACAAUAUCAGUUUACACCACAAUGCUUUGUUGCUGUAGUCUUUAGAGUUGACUCGCAUUACACAUCCUCAAACGAGUGUUUUUGUUCCUGAAAUAUCGGAAGUGGUGGCAUAGAACUUAGGUGUGGUGUGCUACAGAUUCGAGCCAGCCGAGUUCAAUUCCUGGCCACAGCUGUUAUCAGUAGCGAGUGAUAUUUAAAUCGUUCGUGGGCCAACCCAACUUCACCAAGCUGCACUAACGGGUGUGGUGAAGUAUGGUCGAAUGCCUCUUCGACCGACGCAGUGGGAAGACCUUCAGCUUCAAAUUUACAAAGGGCUGUAAAUAAUUAUUAGAGUUAUAAGAUUUAGAAACAAUUGUUAUGGUUCUAAUGCUCCUGACUUAUUCAGGCUGCAGUGAGACAGGGCCAUGGUUAUACCCGUUGUUUACAUGUCUUUCAAAUACUUUUGUUGUAAUAUAAAUAACUGUCCACUUAAUAUUUUUUUACAAUUUGUAGAUAAUAAUUUACAUUUAUAUAGCAUCACUCAAGACUUAGUAUAUUUCAAGAGCUAUAUAUUAUCACAUUUAUAUGACCUUUCUGCUGACAUCGAUGCUAGUUAUUGGACUGAUUAUCCCUCAGCUGAGAUUUUCAAUGACGAUUUAAAGCUUUCGUGACUGCAGGGAUUCAUCUUCUUAGUUCUUUCGGUAAAGUCACGUAGAAGGGAAGUAAUAAAAUAAUAA
Molecule: messenger RNA, 5016 nt
Organism: Lethenteron reissneri (Far Eastern brook lamprey)
Lineage: Eukaryota; Metazoa; Chordata; Hyperoartia; Petromyzontiformes; Petromyzontidae
Product: cohesin subunit SA-1-like
Biological process (GO): sister chromatid cohesion
Cellular component (GO): nucleus; cohesin complex; chromatin
Molecular function (GO): chromatin binding
Source: RefSeq, a predicted model, not a curated record